GUCUUCUCCGAUGUCUCAAACCCAAUCAAACUCCAACCAAACUCACCUACCUACCCCCAACCCAUCCAGAGCUAGAGCUAUGUGCGGCGGCGCGAUCCUCGCCGACCUCAUACCGUCGCCGCGCUCCGGCGGCCACACCAAAAAGAACAAGCGGCGGCGGAUCAGCGACGACGAGGACUUCGAGGCCGCCUUCGAGGAGUUCGACGCCGGCGACGACGACUCCGACUCCGACUCCGAGUCCGAGGAGGUAGACGAGUACGACGUCGUCGUCGACGACGACGACAGCGAGGACGGCGUGGUGGUUCUUCCGCCGCCGCCGCCGCCGCCGCCGGUGAUUCCACAUGAGCGCCAUGGCGCGAGGCGGUUCCGCGGCGUGAGGAAGCGGCCGUGGGGGAAGUGGGCGGCGGAGAUCCGCGACCCCGUGCGCGGCGUGCGCGUCUGGCUCGGUACCUUCCCCACCGCCGAGUCCGCCGCGCGCGCCUACGACGCCGCCGCCCGCCGCCUCCGCGGCGCCAAGGCCAAGCCCAACUUCCCCUCCGCGCCGCCGCCCUCGGCUGCUGCUCACCGCCGCAAGAAGCGCCGCGCCCACGCCGCCACGCGCUCGCCGUCGUCUCCGCCCGCCACCAGCGAGGUCACGGCGGCGUCCGCGUCCGCGUCCAGCGAUGUCCCCGCGCCGGCGUUCGCUUCCUUCGUCGGCGAGCCCGGGCACGGCGGCGCCAAGUCGAUGCCGACGACGAGCCACACCUCGCAGCCAGCCCCGCCGGCGACGGUGGCGUCCGAGAACGUCGACGACCCGGAGGUGUUCGACCCGUACGACGUCCACGGCGGCCUCGCCUCCUACUUCGCCGGCGGCGCGUACGAGUCCCUGGAGAGCCUGUUCGCGCACGGCGGCGACAGCGCCGCCGUCGACCAAGCGGCGAGCGACCACUGGCCGGCGGCGCUAUGGAGCUUCGCAGACGACGGCUCGUUCUGCUUCUGAUGCUGUCAAAUCACAUCGCCAUUGGCGGCCAUUGCAAGCCAUGGCAUGGCACCUGAUGAUGCUGAUCCAGUGAACUGGUCACUCGUUCUUGAUGCGUUUUCAGUUUCUUGUACAGUGUUUUUCCCCAGCAACAGUGAAGUAGUAUUCAGUUAUUCACUGUUCAGUCAUGAGUUCAUCGCAAAAUAUGAUGUAAGUAUGUGUCUUGAGAUUGUUUUAGCAGUGGCUUUUGUUUGUAUAAUGUAUUUCUCUGUAAUUAAUUAAUAGCUGUUUUCAGUGAUAAACUAAAUUUUCUGAAAUGGAAAAAA
This is a messenger RNA of Oryza sativa Japonica Group (Japanese rice), 1284 nucleotides long. Its product is annotated as ethylene-responsive transcription factor 1-like. NCBI's taxonomy places the organism in Eukaryota, Viridiplantae, Streptophyta, Magnoliopsida, Poales, Poaceae. Gene Ontology annotation, biological process: ethylene-activated signaling pathway; regulation of DNA-templated transcription. Gene Ontology annotation, molecular function: DNA-binding transcription factor activity; DNA binding. The record is from RefSeq and is a predicted model, not a curated record.